Molecule: messenger RNA, 1760 nt
Organism: Anoplopoma fimbria (sablefish)
Lineage: Eukaryota; Metazoa; Chordata; Actinopteri; Perciformes; Anoplopomatidae
Gene: chrna9a
Product: cholinergic receptor, nicotinic, alpha 9a
Exons: 7
Coding region: 1-1659 (552 amino acids)
Biological process (GO): nervous system process; regulation of membrane potential; signal transduction
Cellular component (GO): synapse; neuron projection; postsynaptic membrane
Molecular function (GO): transmembrane signaling receptor activity; acetylcholine-gated monoatomic cation-selective channel activity
Source: RefSeq, a predicted model, not a curated record
AUGAGGAAGGUAGCGCUGGUGGGAUUGGUUUGGAUCAGCCUUUUGGUGCAAGUGACCUACGGUGCUCAGGGACAUUAUGCCCGCAAACUCCUGGCUGACCUGAUGGAGGACUACUCCAACGCUCUAAGGCCAGUGGACGACACGGACAAAGCCCUCAAUGUGUCACUGCAGAUCACCUUGUCACAGAUCAAAGAUAUGGAUGAAAGGAACCAGGUGCUGACCACGUACCUGUGGAUCAGGCUCGUCUGGCAUGAUGCCUACCUGAAGUGGGACAAGGAGGAUUACGACGACCUUGAGAUGAUCAACAUUCCCAGCGACCUGGUUUGGAAGCCCGACAUCGUCCUCUACAACAAGGCAGACGAGGAGGCAGGCGCAUCCAGCACUAAUGUGAAGCUGCGUUAUAACGGUGAGAUCGUCUGGGACUCUCCAGCGAUCACAAAGAGCACGUGUGUGGUGGACGUCUCCUACUUCCCCUUUGACUGGCAGCAGUGCAAGCUCACCUUCGGCUCCUGGACCUACAAUGGCAACCAGGUGGACAUCAGUUUGGGGAUGGACAGUGGUGACCUGUCUGACUUCGUGGAGAACGUGGAGUGGGAGUGUCACGGCAUGCCGGCAGUCAGAACCGUCAUGAUGUACGGCUGCUGCUCCGACCCUUACACCGAGAUCACCUACACUCUUCUCCUGAAGCGCCGCUCCUCCUUUUACAUCUUCAACCUGCUGCUGCCCUGCUUCCUCAUCUCAUUCCUGGCCCCCCUGGGCUUUUACCUGCCGGCCGACUCAGGGGAGAAGGUUUCCCUGGGGGUCACGGUGCUGCUGGCGCUUACCGUGUUCCAGCUAUUGGUGGCAGAGAGCAUGCCACCUGCAGAGAGCAUGCCCUACAUAGGGAAGUACUACAUAGCCACCAUGACUAUGAUCACAGCCUCCACGUCUCUCACCAUCUUCAUCAUGAACAUUCAUUUCUGUGGCGCCGAGGCCAAGCCGGUCCCUCACUGGGCCAAGGUGCUCAUCAUAGACUACAUGUCCAAGAUCUGCUUCGUCUACGAGGUGGGUGAGAACUGCACCACGCCGGAGAGCGAGAAGACCCCGCUGUACCCAGAGGAACCCGCGAACGACGGCGCCGGCUUCCACCAUGACCACUGCCACAACUACCACCACGACAACGACCCGUACAAGUACAGCAAUGGCCACGGCGUGCAACCUCACGGCAAGCAUCACAAAAGCCAGGUGAACGGCAACGCCAACAAUAGCCGCCACCAGUACAACCACAACAGCAACCGCGUCUCCAAGUUGGAGCGGGGCGAGGGGAAGCGUGAGCCCGCACAGCGCUACCACCACAUCGGGAGGGACGAGCUGGACUACCAGGUCCCUCACCAUCCACGAAACCUCCAGCACCUGAACGGAGGGCCAAAGGAGCCGCUCCUAUACCCCAUGGAGAAACUUCAAAUCCCGGACUGCCCCUGCUGCUGCCCCUGCCCCCAGCAUAAACAGGUGGUGAAGAACAUCCAGUACAUCGCCAACUGCUUCCGCGAGCAGAGGGCCACUUGUGUCAAGGCCGCACAGUGGAAGAAGGUGGCCAAGGUGAUGGAUAGGUUUUUCAUGUGGAUAUUCUUCAUCAUGGUCUUCCUCAUGAGCAUCCUCAUCAUCGCCAAGGCAUCCUGACAUCCUCCGUCCUCAACGUUUUUUGAAAUCCGAUAACUUUCUGCGCCACUCAAGAGUCAUCGUCAUUUUUAAUCUAAUGCAAAACCAGAUUACUGUUUUAU